Salpingoeca rosetta is the source of this 3830-nucleotide messenger RNA. Its product is annotated as heat shock protein. The record is from RefSeq and is a predicted model, not a curated record. Gene Ontology annotation, cellular component: plasma membrane; cytosol; cytoplasm. Gene Ontology annotation, molecular function: heat shock protein binding; ATP hydrolysis activity; ATP binding. The transcript is spliced from 9 exons. The coding region runs from base 32 to 3484 and encodes 1150 amino acids. Gene Ontology annotation, biological process: cellular response to unfolded protein; vesicle-mediated transport; protein refolding. Lineage: Eukaryota; Choanoflagellata; Craspedida; Salpingoecidae.
CGCGCGGACCACUGAAGCAAGCACGACGGCGAUGAGCAGCAGCGUGUUGUUUCGAUCCGAUGGUAGCUCCGCUGCGCUGCCAGGCAGCUCCACUGCACGCACAAACCCGCUCGGCCCAAACACUAGACAAGACGUGGACGUGAUUGUCGUUGGUGGUGGGAUCUCUGGGCUGACUGCAGCGUAUGAGUUGGAAAAGGAUGGGCUGUCAGUGCUUGUGCUUGAAGCCAAGGAGCGCGUUGGCGGACGCACACUGACCACCACGAUCGAGGGCCACACAGGCAUCGUCGCCUGCGAUGUCGGCGGACAAUGGAUCUCCCAUUCGCAGCCAAACGCGCUUGCGUUGGUGAAAGAGCUGGGAAUUGAGUACUAUCCCCAGUACCACAAAGGUCGCAACCUCAUGCAGCUGAAAGACAGCAGACCAGCAUCCUAUGAAGGCAACAUCCCGUUCUGCCUCGGCGUGCUGACGUCCAUUAGCCUCGGCGCUCUCAUGGCCUGGUUUGAGUACUUGAUUGGACAGCCACUUCCAGACUCAACUGAGCGCGAUCCUCACGUGUUUGAUCGCAUGUCCAUCGGCCAAGUUGCCCGGCAUUAUUCUCUGAGCGACAACGUCAGCCAAGCCUUUCGCAUGAUGACUCGCGUUGUGUUUGGCUCCGAGCCCGAGCGCGUGUCCAUGAUGUACUUCCUGCACUACGCAAAGUGUGCCGGCACGCUCGACCGCCUGCUCGAUGCCGGCGAGAACGGUGGCCAGGAGCUUCGCCUCGCUGGUGGCGCGCAGCAAAUCUCCACAAAACUUGCUCAAGUGCGUGUGCGUGCAUGUGCGUGCAUGUACGUGCGUGUGCGUGCAUUCGUAGUGAUCACUAGAGUUUUUGCCACAUUGAUGGCAUCAAUCUCACGCGCGAGCACCUCCGCCCCAACACACACACACACACACACACACACACACACACACACACACACACACACACACACACACACACACACACACACACACACACACACACACACACACCAGGCUGCCAGCAGUGAUGGCGUGCUGUGCUGUGUCCUUGACUGCACAUUCCCCAACGAUGAAGCUUACGGGCUCGUGGGUUUCAUUGGCGGAGAUGAUGCCGUGUACUGGAGCGCGCGAACGCAGGCUGAGCGCCGAGCUGCAGUUGUUGCUGCUCUGGUGUCCAUGUUUGGGCCGGAAGCCGACUCGUUCAUCUCUUACAUUGACAAGGAUUGGAGCGAGGAGCCGUACAACGGCGGCUGCCCCGUGGCCGCCAUGCCACCAGGUGUGUGGACCAUGUGGGGUGGACGGCUGAGCGAUCCAGAGGGGCGCGUGCACUUUGCAGGCACGGAGACAGCCACGCAAUGGUGUGGCUACAUGGACGCACAAGCUACAGAACCACGGUCAAAGCAAGCCAGAAAAGCAAGCCAGAGCACUUGUCUCUCAACAAGCAAGCAAGAGAAGCAAGCCAAGAAGAAGUUCCUAUCGUCGACCAGCCGACUUCGUUUCUUUCUCUCCUUCUCUCAGGACAUCUUCACAACCACUCGAGACGCAAAGAAGAUGCCAGCCAUCGGAAUUGAUCUGGGCACGACGUACUCGUGCGUCGGCGUGUUCCAGCACGGCAAGGUUGAAAUUAUCGCCAACGACCAGGGCAACCGCACCACGCCCAGCUAUAUUGCCUUCACGGACUCUGAGCGCCUGAUUGGCGACCCAGCCAAGAACCAGGUGGCCAUGAACCCAAGCAACACCGUCUUCGACGCCAAGCGCCUCAUCGGCCGCAAGUUCAACGAGUCAGCGGUGCAGAGCGACAUGAAGCACUGGCCCUUCACCGUCGUCGAGGUCGAAGGCCGCCCCAAGAUCCAGGUCGAGUACAUGGGCGAGACAAAGCAGUUCUUCCCCGAGGAGAUCUCCUCCAUGGUCCUCGUCAAAAUGAAGGAGAUUGCAGAAGCCUACCUCGGCUCCGACAUCAAGGACGUCGUCGUUACCGUCCCCGCCUACUUCAACGACUCCCAGCGCCAGGCCACCAAGGACGCAGGCACCAUUGCCGGCCUCAACGUCCUCCGCAUCAUCAACGAGCCCACGGCCGCCGCCAUCGCCUACGGUCUCGACAAGAAGGGCCAGAAGGAGGCCCACGUCCUCAUCUUCGAUCUCGGUGGCGGCACCUUCGAUGUGUCCGUCCUGUCCAUCGACGACGGCAUCUUCGAGGUCAAGUCCACUGCCGGUGACACCCACCUUGGCGGCGAGGACUUUGACAACCGCAUGGUCAACCACUUUGUGACCGAGUUCAAGCGCAAGCACAAGAAGGACCUCACCUCCAACAAGCGCGCCCUGCGCCGUCUCCGCACCGCCUGCGAGCGCGCCAAGCGCACCCUCUCGGCCUCCACCCAGGCCAACAUUGAGAUUGACUCGCUCUUCGAGGGCGUCGACUUCUACACAUCCAUCACCCGCGCCCGCUUCGAGGACCUGUGCGCCGACCUCUUCCGCGGCACCCUCGAGCCCGUCGAGAAGGCUCUGCGCGACGCCAAGCUCGGCAAGGGCGAGAUUGACGAAGUCGUCCUCGUUGGCGGCUCCACCCGCAUCCCCAAGAUCCAGAAGCUGCUGCAGGACUUCUUCAACGGCAAGGACCUGAACAAGAGCAUCAACCCCGACGAGGCCGUCGCCUACGGUGCCGCCGUCCAGGCCGCCAUCCUCUCCGGCGACAAGUCCGAGGAGGUGCAGGACCUCCUCCUGCUCGAUGUCGCCCCGCUCUCCCUCGGCCUGGAGACGGCCGGCGGUGUCAUGACGCCGCUCAUCAAGCGCAACACCACCAUCCCCACCAAGACCUCCCAGACCUUCACCACCUACUCCGACAACCAGCCCGGUGUGCUGAUCCAGGUGUACGAGGGCGAACGCACCAUGACCAAGGACAACAACCUCCUCGGCAAGUUUGAGCUGUCCGGCAUUGCCCCCGCCCCACGCGGCGUGCCCCAGAUUGAGGUCACCUUCGACAUUGACGCCAACGGCAUCCUGAACGUGUCUGCGCAGGACAAGGCCUCUGGCAAGUCGAACAAGAUCACCAUCACCAACGACAAGGGCCGCCUGUCCAAGGACGAGAUUGAGCGCAUGGUGCAGGAGGCCGAGAAGUACAAGGCCCAGGAUGAGGCCAUGAAGGAGAAGGUCAACGCCAAAAACGGCCUCGAGUCGUACGCCUUCAACCUCAAGUCCACCGUCGACGAGGACAAGCUCAAGGACAAGAUCAGCGACGACGACAAGAACACCAUCAAGUCCAAGUGCGACGAGGUCCUCGCCUGGAUCGACGCCAACCCGUCUGCGGAGAAGGACGAGAUUGAGCACCAGCAGAAGGAGCUCGAGGGCGUUGCCAACCCCAUCAUGAGCAAGCUGUAUGCCGAGGGUGGUGCUCCUGGCGGCGGUAUGCCUGGUGGCAUGCCCAACCAGGGUGGCCCACCACCUUCCACGGACCAGACCUCUGGCCCCACCAUCGACGAGGUCGACUAAACGAAACGAAACCGGCCAGCCAGCCCUUGUGGUUUUGGUUGCUCACCCGUGCAUGUCAUGCCCACAUCGCUCUUGGUUCCUUUUCUAUUCGUGCCCUUAAUCGCUUCUCUGUUUGCAUAUGGCUGGGGUCUCAGCCUUGUGGCCCCAUUGCCUACCGUCACAUUCACUGCCGACUCUUACGUUUCCAUCUUCCUCUAUUCCCUGCAUUGCUGCUGCGUGGCAUCUGCUCUCUUACCCCAUCCGUGAGUGUAUUUCCUUUGUGUGAGUAGGGUAUUGUGGAUGGGUGGGUGUAUGUUCUUAUGUUGUGUGUGUGCGUGUCUGUUGAGCCUAAUAUAUAAGUCCUCGA